This is a messenger RNA of Micromonas commoda, 6027 nucleotides long. RefSeq lists its product with no specific name. Gene Ontology annotation, molecular function: phosphatidylinositol-3-phosphate binding. Lineage: Eukaryota; Viridiplantae; Chlorophyta; Mamiellophyceae; Mamiellales; Mamiellaceae. The transcript has a single exon. Gene Ontology annotation, biological process: piecemeal microautophagy of the nucleus; autophagosome assembly; reticulophagy. Gene Ontology annotation, cellular component: phagophore assembly site; extrinsic component of membrane. The record is from RefSeq and is a predicted model, not a curated record. Bases 1 to 6027 code for a protein of 2008 amino acids.
AUGCUGAAGGAGACGUACUCGUGGGCGCUGCGUCGGGUGUUCAGGUUCGCGCUCCGACGCGCGCUCGGCAGGGCUCUGAAGAACGACCUCGACGUAAAUCAGCUCGACGUGGCGCUCGGCGCGGGGACGCUGGAGCUCCGGGAUCUGGUCCUCGACUGCGAAUACCUGACUCGGCAGCUCGGGCACGAGUCGCUUCGCGUCGACGAGGGUCGCGUCGGGUGGGUGCGCGCGACGAUCCCGUGGAACGCGCUCGGGACCAAGUCGUGCGUCGUCGAGGUCGGCGAUGUCGACCUGGUGCUCGCCCCGCGCGAAGACCCGAUCGCGCCGCGCCCGGGCGCGCGGCGAAAACGGCGGGGUCGCACCGGACGACGCGGUGCCGACGCGACGGGCGAUGCGACCGGGUCGAACGGAGGAUCCUCCCCGCGGACCGGGAUCAUCGACGACGGCGUGCAGCUCAUCUCCAAGGCGCUGGAGAACGUGCUCAAGGGACUCAGGGCGCGCGCGGUGGACGUCACCGUCCGCGUCGACGCCCGCUCGGCACGCGGGAGGGCGGCGGAACCCGGCGCGCCUUCGCCGUCGAUACUCGCCAGGUUCAGAGAGCUGGACUUCAGUGACGACGGCGCCGACGGCGAAGGCGCGGCGACCACGCGGGAGAAGGUCGUCUCCGUCGAAGGACUCGAGGUGGACGUCGUCGAGGACGCCGUGCGGGGGGAAGGGACGAAGUGGCGCCGGUGCGUUGGCGGUGGAGGAGGCGCCGGCGUGGACUGCGUGGCGGCGGCGAAGUGGAGCUGGAGGUCCGAGGACGCGGCGGCGUCGUUCGCAGCCCCGGACGCGAUCGCCGCGAGCCUCACGCUGUCCCGCGCGUGGGUCGAGGCAUCGCCCGCGAGGCUGGAGGCUGUCGCGCGCGUCGCCGCGGCGUUUCAACCGCCGGGCGUGGAAGAAGAUGAGCCCGUCGCGAACGACGUCGACGACGACGAUGAAUUCGUCAGCCCGGAGUCUUCGUUCUUGGCGGACAUCUGCGACGACGCGGACUCGAGCGAGGAGGAGGGCAUCGAUCAGGUGAGACAGGGCAUGCGCGUGCGUAUGUCCCAGUAUCUCGAUCGGCGCGCGACGGAGCGCGACGGGCGAGAUAGCGACGAAGACGACGACGAGGUUUCGACGGAGCUCACGUUGACGAUUGCCUGUCCCGGCGUCACGGCGACUGCCGUGUACGACGACGACGACGUCGACGACGACUCGGAGGAGCGCGAAACGUUCCCGACGACGGAACACACGUGCGUGGACUUGAUCGGCAUCGACGCCACCGUAUCUUCCGGCUCUGAGGGCGUAUCUUUCGGUUUGCGGGUGGACGAGUUAGACGCGAGGGAGUACCUUCGGCGCCCGACCGUCGCGGCGAGCGCUCUCGGUUGGCUCCCGAACGGCGUCCACGACCCGUUCGAACCGUCGCGACGCGGCGGCCUACAUCGCGCGCCUUUGAUCUCCCUCUCGCCGACGCACGCGUGCCACGACGGGGACGGCAUCGGCGCGGCGACGUUCGCGUACAAGUCCCCGGGUCGCGGUGGAGGAUCCGAGCCGAGAUUUUUGAGCGCCGCCCUCGCGCCCGCGCUGAUUUGGAUCGACGCGGGUCUGUUCGAGCGGACCGCCGCGUUGGGACAAGCGCUGGACCGCGCGCACGACGAAAGGUCUGGACGACAACGACGACGCGGCGGCGACGGUUCAUCUUCCGACGACGACGACGACGACGACGACGACGACGACGGGUCGGCCGUGGGCGGGGGAUGGCGGAUCGCCGUCAACGCGGCGCUCGCGCGAGUCGUCGCGUGCGCGCCCUCGUUCGACGGCGACGGUUCGCAUCGCCAUCGCUGCGUGGCGCUCGACAUCGUCCACGACAGUGCCCCGGACGCGGCUCCCGCGUUCGUGGCGCUCGUCCCGUCCCCGGACGACGACGCGGCGGAUGGGACGACGUUCGAGUUUGCCGACGUCGUCCGAGCGGCUUUUUACGCGCCGCCCGCGACGGAGCGCGACCGAACCGACGCGGACGACGGACCCCCCGUUCGCCCGUUGCUCGAGCUCGAAUCUCCCUCACACGAGGCGCGGCGCGAGGGCGACUCCGACUCUGACGCCGACACGCGUAGGGUCGCCGUGGCGAUACGGGUGAAAGGCGGCGGCGGGGGGCUCGCGCUGGGAGAGUCGCGGGGGUUGGACGCCGGUACCACGUGUCUCGACGUGUACCGAGCCGUUAAGGCGCGCGCGGACCUCGCCGUCUCUAACCCUGACUCUGACUCUGACCCUAACCCUAGGACCCACCCACGCGAGGACGGCAUCGAGUCGGAUGACGUCGUUCGCGUCGUCGAACAAGUCGCGGCGGAGUUACUACGAGCAAUCCUCGAUCAGAUCGAGAUCGACGUGACGUCGCCGCGGAUCGGGUUAGCCGCUUCCCCCGAAUCCAUCGCUCGCGCGUCCGAAGCGUUUAACGCCUUCGCCGCGCUGCCGAGGGGUCACCCGCUGUCGUGCGCGCCGCCGGCGCCGGGUACGCCGAUUAUACCCGUGGCGUUCCGAGCGUCCGCGGGAGAGGUCGUCGCGGAGGUGUGGACGGACGGGGACCCAUGUUGGGAGGCAGGGACGAGACGCGGCGACGGCGCGGCGGCGAUGGAGACGUCGAUGCACGGGACGAUGCACGGCGCCGCGUCCGCCAUGUUUCAGUCGGCGAUGUCGUUCCUGAGGGAGUCGACGCGCGGCGGAGAGAGGGAGUCGAUGGACGUUCAGUGGGGGGAGUCGAUGGACGUUCAGUGGGAGUCGACGGACGGGUCGGUGCCCCCGGCGAGAGUCGCCGUCGACGACCGCCGCCGUCGGGACAUUCGCGGCGCGACCGUCUCGCUAGCGAACGCGCGGGUCUUCUCCGCGACGGCCAUGUGCGGCGAUCCAGGCGCCAACCUUCUCACCGUCAACGCCGAGGGGUUCGACCUGACCCGAGGGGUUCCGUCUGAUCCGCGCGUUGGACCCGUGCUCACCGCGAGAGACCACGACGCGCUGGAGGGCGAGCCGGGUUUGACGGUGGUACACGCCGCCGCGCCGGGCGUCGGCGGCGCGGCGUACGCGUCCGUGUCCGGCGCGGUGGCCAAGAUCGCGCGGGGUCGCGGGGUCGACUCGGGGCUCGAGGGCGUCCUCGAAGAUUUGAGGGUGGCGGCGGCGGACGUCGUCGCGGCUGCGGCGUCGAAAGACGAUCCCGGCGACGAGGAGACUCUCCCGUACCACGCGAGCCUCGACGUGAGGGAGUCCGCGGUGGUGCUCGUUGGCGUGGUUGGGGGGGACGGCGAGGACGCGACCCUGGACGGCGGGGGCGCGACCCUUGACCCUAAACCCAAACCCUUGACCCUGAACCACGGCGUCGUGAGGCUUGACGUCUUGCGCGUCGCGGUCAUCCCCGGGGAGUCGACGGGGGUGGAAGGGGUCGGGUCCGAAUCGCCGUCGCACCCGGCGUCGCGCGGCUCCCACCUGAAACACCGCGCGCUCGUCGAGGGGAUCGCCGUGCACGUCGCCCGGCCGAGGGCGAUCGCGUCGUCGCCUGAGGGAUACGCGGACGACGCGGACUUAAACCUGGUGGGGUUGCCGGGGUUUCCGUGCACGUCGGACGCGCUUGUCGCCGCGAACGUCGUGAGGGUCGCGAGGGAAACGUCGGUUCUCGCCGAGGGUCGCACCGGCGGCGGAUGCGCCGCGAUCGUGGCGCUCAACGCCACGAACCUUCGAUGCGACUUCCACGGGGAUUCGCUGAACGCGACGUUGGAUCUGUUCGACGCGAUGACGUCCGCGGGACCCACCGUCGAGCCGCCGCGCGAGGAUGACGACGAGGAGCGCGAGCCGUCGUCGUUUGACGCGAGCCCGCGACGCCGCGAGUUUGACAACGCCCCCGCGGCGGCGGCGGCGCUCUCUCAGCCGUCCGUGCGCGUCGCCGCCGGACGCGCCGUGCUGGACGCCGUCGACGAGGACGCGUUCGUGAUUGAACGCGGCGACGGAUGCUCUGGUCGGGCGAAGAGUCCGCGGCUCGGCGGCGUCAUCGAGGACUACGCGUCCAUCUCGAAGGGAGCGGAUGGGAAGGUGCGAGAAAGAGCCGCGGCUCAGCGCCUGCGAUCCUCCCGACACACCCCGUCGAAAUCUCCGCCGCCGCCGCUGACAAUCGCCGAGAGUCCCAGCUCGCCGACCCCCGCGUUCGCCAAGUCCUACGCGGAAGCCGUCUGCAAGUCCAUCAGGUACGUCUCCCCCGAGACGGCUGCGACGGAGGCGAUGCGCGCGAUGCGACUCUCCCAGUCGCAAUCGACGUUGGCGAUGGGCCGCAGCGGGACGAUGAUGGGAUCGUACAUGGCCUCGAGCCAUCUCGCGCAUGCCGGCAGCGUCGGGUUACCCCCGCGUCCGCCCCGUUCGCCAAAGCCGACGGGCGCCCCGAAGGCGACGUCGAGGCUUCGAUCGAACGGGACGGAAUCGAGCUCGACGGAGCCGUUGAACGCGACGCGCCCACCGCCUCGGGGCGGGUCCGCCGAGCACAGAGCCGUGUGGUUCGACGGAGGCGCGGGCGUCGCGGUCAUCGACGACCACGUGUCGAUCCCAUCCACGUGUCCAUCGCGGGAGGUACCCGGCUCGACGCCGUUCUUACCCCAACUCCCCCGCGACGGUUCAACGCCGACGAGCUCCAUCACGGCGCUCGUCUCGUCGGUCGAGGUGAACGCUCGAUCGGGAAGCCGGUGGUCCCCGGCUCACUCGGCCGUCUCCGACGUCGAGUGCGCGGGGGCACGGUUCGUGGCGAAGGGAGCGGCGCUGCGAUGCGACGAGCUCGCGGCGGGUCCCGUGGCGUGGCGCGCGGCGGCGUCCAUCGCGGACGCCGCGUGCGUCGACCUGACGCCGCCGCCCAGGUGUCGGUGGCCGAAGAUCCUCGCGCACGACGCCAACGUGCCGCGGGAGACGGACUCGGCGAUGUUCAGACUGGACGUGAGCGCCGUUCGGAUGGACCCCGCGGGCGCCGGAUCCGGCGCAACGGAGCUCCGACUCAAGGUGGCGUUGCUCCCCGUGCACCUCCGCCUGGACCAGCACGCGCUUCGUUUCUUUCAAUCGUUUGCGUCGCGCGGCGAAAGAGUCAAAGACGCCGACGACGAUUCCGACGAUGAGGCGAUUGUCGAUGCGGACCCAGUAACGGACGCGACGGCGGCGUUUUUCCAGCUGGCGGAGAUUCGCGUCCCGUCGGUUCGGCUCGAUUACGUGCCCAGGGACGUGGACGUCGCGGCGUUGAGGGCGGGGAACCUCGGCGAGGCGCUCAACCUGGUUCCCUUUGGCGGUGUCGUGGUACGACUUCAGCCGGUGACGGCGCGCGGCGUGUGCGGCUGGUCCAAGCUGAGCGAACUGGCAGUGAGGUCGUGGCUGGAGCACGUCGCGUCCACGCAGGCGCACAAGUUUGCGAGCGGGCUCGCGCCCAUCAGGAGCGUGUGCAACGUGGGAACGGCCACCAAGGCGCUGGUGACGACGCCGCUGGAAUUUCGCCGCGCAGGUCGAAGGGGGGGCGCGUGGCGCGGCGCCGCGCACGGUGCGGCGGAGUUCGUCAAGGCGGUCAGCCGCGAGGCGCUCGGCCUCGGCGUCACCGUCGCGGCUGCGACCAACGCCGUCAUCGGGGGCGUGGAAGACGCGGUGAUACCGCGGCGGGCGCCCAGGGAGGAGAUGCCGGAGCCGAAUAACCUGAGGGAGGGCGUCCGUCAGGCCGCCGCGACGCUCGGGAGGGGGCUCAAGAAGGCUGCGGCGGCCGUGAAGGACGGUCCCGUGCGCGUGCGCAGGCUGGGCGGCGACGGUACCGCCGUGAUGGCGAGCGCGGUUCGGUCGGCUCCCACCGCCGCCGUCGCGCCGGUGGCGGCGGCGGCGGAGGCUGUGCACAGGACCCUGCUGGGAGCGAGGAACCAGUUCGAGUCGUCGGUCGAUGGAACGAGACGAGUGACGUUCGAUUUUUCGGGCGAGCGUGACGGAGACCUCCUCGACGGGGAAGAGUUUUGA